Messenger RNA from Onychomys torridus (southern grasshopper mouse), 2187 nucleotides. RefSeq names its product Kazal type serine peptidase inhibitor domain 1 (gene Kazald1). The transcript is spliced from 5 exons. NCBI's taxonomy places the organism in Eukaryota, Metazoa, Chordata, Mammalia, Rodentia, Cricetidae. The record is from RefSeq and is a predicted model, not a curated record. Gene Ontology annotation, molecular function: insulin-like growth factor binding. Gene Ontology annotation, cellular component: extracellular region. Bases 930 to 1859 code for a protein of 309 amino acids. Gene Ontology annotation, biological process: regulation of cell growth; regulation of signal transduction.
UCAGGGUGGUGGGCGGGCCUCCGGGGAUGCUCUGCUUCCUGCCCCCAGCCCAGAGUGCCACCGUGGCGUUGGUAGCGGUCUCCAGACUGAACACUUUUGGCCCCGAGAUCCUCAAAUUUGCAACCUGUAAUCCGGACCCCGAGAGACGCCCUACGGGGAGUUGCCCGCCGGCCUCUCUGCGGCCGCUAACCAGUUCCGACCUCUAAUCACCAGGCUCCUCGCUGGUUCAAGCACCUGCCCUGUAGUGGGAGGGAGGUGGCCAGAUGUGGGAUGGCAGAUGGGAACGCUUAUAGACUAGUCUGCGCCCCGGUGGACAAACUGGGUGGGCACAGCUGCACACUGUCCCCGGAGGAAGCCGGCGCUGGGCCUGCCCUCCAGAAGUGCCCUUACACCAACGUAAAAUUUUUUAGCAACAGAACCCCUUCCUUCUUCCAUUAUGCAUGCAGCUGUUUGCCGCUCUCAGGAACUAAAUCAGAUGAGACAGGACCCAGGGGUCCAGCCAACAGUUUGAGCUCCUCGGCUACUCCCACCCCUACUCUUCAUCCCUAGUUCUCACACCCUUGCUUUGCCAGCUUUGGUGUCUGGUUGCGGCUGCUCUGUGCACUCACUGUGACUUUGGGCUAGGGUGGAAGUAGAAGGCCCAGGGGAGGGUCUCUUUGCGACUGGAUGAAAUUAUCGGCCUCAGAACCUGGGAAGAAGGCGGGUAUUCGACGUCUAGGGGCGGAGAGAGGGGGCGGAGGAGAUCCCCUUUGAAUCUUAGUUGGUGGGCUGCCGGAGAUUCUCAAUCCUCGACAAAAGCAGAGGUGGCUAGCGGGUCUGGCUGGCGGUGCAUGCAACUCUUUUCGUUCCUCUACCGGUUCUUUAGGAUUGGAAAUCACAGCUGUUACGAAGGGCCUAAUCCAAGGCACUAGGGUGCCACCUACGCGCUGAUGCCCCGAGUGCUCAAAGGGCUCCCAGCUAACCAUGCUGCACCUACCUUGGCGCUGCCCCUGCUACUACUAUUACUGCUGGUGGUGUGGACCCCGCUCCCCAUUAGCGCGAGGCGGUCCACGGGGACUGAUUACCUGCGGCGAGGCUGGCUGCGGCUACUAGCCGAGGGCGAGGGCUGCGCUCCCUGCCGGCCAGAAGAGUGCGCUGCGCCGCGGGGCUGCCUAGCAGGCCGGGUGCGGGAUGCGUGCGGCUGCUGCUGGGAAUGCGCCAACCUGGAGGGCCAGCUCUGCGAUCUGGACCCCAGCGCCAACUUCUACGGGCGCUGCGGCGAGCAGCUCGAGUGCCGUCUGGACGCGGGCGGUGACCUGAGCCGAGGAGAGGUGCCGGAGCCGCUGUGUGCCUGUCGCUCGCAGCGCCCACUGUGUGGUUCCGACGGCCGUACCUACGCGCAGAUCUGCCGCCUGCAAGAGGCCGCCCGCGCUCGGCCCGACGCUAACCUCACUGUGGUGCAUCCCGGGCCCUGUGAAUCGGAGCCCCAGAUCCUAUCACAGCCUCACAAUAUUUGGAAUGUGACGGGACAGGAUGUGAUCUUCGGUUGUGAGGUGUUUGCCUAUCCCAUGGCCUCCAUUGAGUGGAGAAAAGAUGGCUUGGACAUCCAGCUGCCAGGGGAUGACCCCCAUAUCUCUGUACAGUUUAGGGGUGGACCUCAGAAGUUUGAGGUGACUGGCUGGCUACAGAUUCAGGCUUUGCGUUCUAGUGAUGAAGGCACCUACCGCUGCCUUGCCCGGAAUGCCCUGGGCCAAGUGGAAGCCUCUGCUACCCUGACAGUGCUCACACCAGACCAGCUGAACGCCACAGGAUUCUCCCAGCUGCAAUCACUUAAUUUGGUUCCUGAAGAGGAGGCAGAGAGUGAAGAGGAUUACUACUAGGUCCAGAUCUCUGAUUUGUGGGUGUGGGUGUGGAUAUAGUACCCACCCCCGUUGUUGAGAAGACUGGAAAGGGCGAGCAGGGUCCUUUCAUGGAUUGUUUAAUGCUCAUUGUAGCCUCAGUAUACCUUUCCUCAAAGCUCAUCUUCUAGAAGCUUUUCAGCUCACUGAGUUCCCAGGGACACUUACCAACCUAGUCACUUCUGCGGUGUGAGCACAGUGGGACUGAUUUAGUUCAGUGUGUCGGGAGGGCGGGUCAGUCCAUGUCUCAUACCUCUCUAGUGGAUAAAGCCCACCCAACACAUGACUAGACACAGUGGGCACCAAUAAA